This is a messenger RNA of Exophiala aquamarina CBS 119918, 1038 nucleotides long. RefSeq lists its product as uncharacterized. The transcript has a single exon. Lineage: Eukaryota; Fungi; Ascomycota; Eurotiomycetes; Chaetothyriales; Herpotrichiellaceae. Gene Ontology annotation, biological process: canonical NF-kappaB signal transduction. The record is from RefSeq and is a predicted model, not a curated record. Bases 1 to 1038 code for a protein of 345 amino acids.
AUGCCCGAGGACUUGGACCGCGAGUCCAUACCUGAUCCUACCCAGACUCAAGCACAGCGCCCUUUCCGCGAUUCCUCACCCCACCUCCACUCCAAGCGCUUUCGCUUCAAGACUAAAAGAAAGCACUCUGAACAUCCACAGGAUGACUUGGACCACCGCCAACGCCGCGUAAGAGACCACAAGGCAUCGCAUCGACAGAGGAAACGGCACAAAUCAUCCCGCGACGCAGAUGACGACCAGCGCGCAUUCCAGCAUUCUACAAGCCGGCUCCCUCCCGAACAGGCCUUUCGAGAAUCACUCUUCGAUGCUCUGGGAGACGACGAGGGCGCCGCCUUCUGGGAAGGCGUCUACGGACAGCCGAUCCACACCUACCCAAAUACGUAUCAGGACGACGAAACAGGAGAAUUGGAACGCAUGACGGACGAAGAAUAUGCGCAGUUCGUGCGGCGGAAGAUGUGGGAGAAGAGCUGGGAAGGGAUAGAAGCAGCCAAAGAGGAGAAAAGGCAGAGGGAGCAAGAGAAAGACAGGCAGAGGCGACGAGAUAAUGCGGCGCAGGAGAAUAAACCUCAUGACCAUGACAUUUUUGACAGUCACAUUGAGGCGAGCUUGAGAAGAGGCCAGCAGCGGAAAGACCGCAAGAGGUGGCAAGUUCUGUGGCAGGAGUACCUGCGUCGAUGGGAUGAGCUACUGAGUCUGUCUCAGAGCCGACUACAGACGGAGGAAGACGAAGACAGGCAGCAGCUGUUCUUGCGCAACAAGAUCGCGUGGCCCGUGGAGUCGGGAAAACCCAAGGGAAUUACUAGGGCAGAAGUCGAACGAUUCAUUCGGAAAGGCAACGACUCGUCAGAAUCAGAGGAUUUCGCAUCUGUUGUCUUCGCCAACACCGUCAAAGCUGAGCGAGUUCGCUGGCAUCCUGACAAGAUUCAGCAGCGAUAUGGCUUCCUGGAGAUCGACGAAGGCACUUUGAAAGGAGUGACUGCGGUUUUUCAGAUCUUUGAUGACAUUUGGAAUGAUUUGCGGACUAGGCAGAGUCCGUAG